GGUGGAUGCGCAAUAAUUUUUCUACAACACAUGCAUUAAAAACUCGUGUUUUUUGCCCUCCUCGGCGGGAUGGAAGUCACAGUUUUCGGACGAGCGGGCAAAAAACUUGCCAGCGGGCAAAAAACUCUGGCAGCAGGGAAAUAAACUCGCCGCCGGGAAAAAAACUCUGUCCGCCGGGAAAAAAACUCUCGUAGCCGUGUAAUAAACCAAGAAAGUGCUGCCCCUAGCGUAGAACUAUAUUGAGUACGAUGUUUUCAUGACGAGUUGUAUACUAACCGAAGGACUAAGGCGCCGUUCGAACGGUUUUAAGUGUUCUAACCUCAAAAAUGGAGUCUACUACAGAAAAUGACCGUCCAACUACGCCUCCUGAUAUACGUGACGCAGCGGAUAAAGUUUCAUUUCACCUGUUGCCGGAUAAAUCGAAAGAAGUUUAUGAAUCCGCCUACAAGGCAUACACCGACUGGAGAACGUCCAAAGGCGCGAAUUCGUCUUCGGAAUCAGUUUUACUGGCAUAUUUCGAUCAGAUGUCGCAACAAUAUAAACCUACAACUAUCUGGUCGUUAUACUCGAAGCUCAAAAGCACCAUCAAUAUCAGAGAAAAAGUUGACAUAAGCAGCUACAAAACAUUAUCGGCUUUUUUAAAAAAACAGUCACGUGGAUUUCGCAGCAAAAAAUCCAGCGUAUUUACAUCCGAGGAAGUACAGUCUUUUUUGACAAGGGCCCCAGACGACAAAUAUCUUGCAACAAAGAUCGUUCUAAUUUUUGGGAUUUUCGGCGCAUUGAGGACCGAUGAAUUAACAAACAUUCAAGUACGCGAUAUGAAAAAGCAAGGGAAUCUACUGCAGGUCCAAGUUCCUAAAACUAAAACGAUGCUACCACGAUCUUUCAUAAUUCCUGAGGAUUGUGUGGAGUACGUUACACGAUAUCAGUCUCUCCGUCCUGAAAAUGUACCCUCCGGCCGCUUCUUCAUAAAUUACCAAAAUGGUAAAUGUACUGCGCAGGUGAUUGGAAAAAACAAGUUUGCCGGUAUGCCGAAAGAAAUCGCUGAGUUUCUUGAUUUACCUGAUGCUGCAUCAUACACCGGCCAUACUUUUCGCCGUACCUCCGCAACAAUGCUUGUUGACAAUGGAGCGAACAUGGAAACGCUGAAGAGGCAUGGUGGCUGGAAAUCAAGCACUGUUGCGGAGGGAUACAUAGCAGAAUCCUUAGGAAACAAAAAAAAUAUCGGGGAUAUGAUAAUGUCUUCUCUGAAUUUGCCUUCAACAGCAACCUCAGCCGACAACCGCAGUGUCAAAAUAUCAUCGCCAAAGCGUCCUAAAAUGGACGAUUCAAUAAACGCAGUACCUUCUACAGCGAAAGUGCAUUGUGGCCCGGAGCAAAAAGUAUUCACUUUCGAAAAUUGUACAAAUGUUACAAUUAAUUACACAGGGAAUCCGGGAAAUCCUCUGUAAUUUUCUAUUAGCUCAUUAGCUGUGA
Molecule: messenger RNA, 1476 nt
Organism: Athalia rosae (coleseed sawfly)
Lineage: Eukaryota; Metazoa; Arthropoda; Insecta; Hymenoptera; Athaliidae
Exons: 2
Coding region: 327-1451 (374 amino acids)
Biological process (GO): DNA integration; DNA recombination
Molecular function (GO): DNA binding
Source: RefSeq, a predicted model, not a curated record